AUGACACGAAGAAUGCUGGACAACUAUCGAAGAGGACGAACAGUUGUGCCGGAUAUCGCUUGCAACAGGCAUAUUAAAUUUGACCGCCUCCAUCGCCAUGCAGUAGAAGAACUUGGAGCUGAUCUUGUUGCCACAGGACACUAUGCGAGCACAUCAUACGGGGACUUUCAGGAAAACCGACAAUCAGGAUCAGGAGUUAAACUUCUAUGUGGAACUGAUCCGCUGAAAGAUCAGACAUACUUCUUGUGCACCUUGAAUCAAGAACAACUGAAACGAGCUAUGUUUCCGCUUGGAUCAUUCACGAAAACGGAAGUUCGCCGGAUAGCACGGGAUCAGAGCCUGGACGAAAUCGCUGAUAAGCCUGAGAGUAUGGGUAUUUGUUUUGUGGGGAAGAGAAAAAAUUUCGAGGAUUUCAUUGACCAGUAUAUCGAGCCGUGUCCGGGCGAAAUCCUCACCCUGGAUGGAAAACAUCUUGGUCAACACGAGGGCGUUCACCAUUUCACAUUAGGAAAACGAAUAGCCAUACAAGGGUCCCACCUUGGAUAUUUCGUAGCUCGAAUCGACACCGACAACAGGAUUGUCUAUGCGUGUGAAAGCUCUCAUCAUCCCUCACUGUACGCGACGGAGUUUUGUGUCUCAGAGCCACAAUGGAUAAACAGAGACCCACUGGCCGAUGGAGAGGAAACGACACUUGAAUGUCGAAUUCAGCGAACACAUCAACCAAUCAGAUGCUAUGUGAAGCGUUUUGGAAAGAAUCUGCUUUCGAUUAGACCGGUAUUUCCACUGAGAGCUGUAGCUGAUGGGCAGGUAUGUGUAUUCUACGAUGGCAGGGAGUGUCUAGGAGGAGGUGAAGUGGAGAACGUUAUCUCAACGCUCAAAUACUGA
This is a messenger RNA of Cooperia oncophora, 885 nucleotides long. NCBI's taxonomy places the organism in Eukaryota, Metazoa, Nematoda, Chromadorea, Rhabditida, Trichostrongylidae. The record is from the annotation of a GenBank genome assembly.